GCAAAAUAGAAUUGUGAACAGUGUCGAUUCUGAUUCGGGGUCAAAUUAUUAAGAUGAACGACUCCAACUCUAGCCAGAAGACACACUGGGUGUACAAAUGUAACAUAUGCGACAAUAAGUUCUUCAAUCAUUUAAGUAGUUUUAUAUAUCACAAGCGGACUCAUACAGGCGAAAAACCAUUCUCGUGUGACAUUUGCGAUAAGUCAUUCAACAAGGGCGGCAAUCUAAAUAAACACCUGCUGACGCAUACAGACCAGAAACCGCACUGUUGUGACGUUUGUGACAAGUCAUUCAUUCGCAGUGAUGCUUUGAAAACCCACCAGCUUAAGCACAAGGGUGAAAAACUAUACCCCUGUGACGUCUGUGAGAAGUCAUUCUUUCGACGUUCUAAUUUGAAAGAGCACCAGUUGAUUCACUCAAACAAGAAACCGUACUCGUGUGACGUCUGUGAAAAAUCAUUCAUUCGAAGUGUUACUUUUAAAGACCACCAGCGCACGCACACGGGUGAGAGACCAUACGCAUGUGACGUAUGUGAUAAUGUAUACGCCGGUCGUAGCCAGCUAGCGACACACCGACGGGUGCACACAGGUGAAAAACUAUUCCCGUGUGAUGUGUGUGAUAAGUCGUUCUUUACAGGUUACAUUUUAAAGGUACACCGGUAUACUCACACGGGCGAGAAACCGUACUCAUGUGAUUUAUGUGACAUGCCAUUUAAUCGAAAGAAUAAUUUAAAAGCCCACCAGAAGACGCACACGGACGAGAGAUGGUACUUGUGUGAGGUGUGCGGAAAAUUGUACAAGUUUAUGUGUGGUUUAAGAGCCCACCAGAAGAAGACGCAUACUGAUAUGUGAUUUAAGAGCUGAAUAAGUUGAUGUUAUGUACAGUUAUCGCUUGUUUAGCCUUUCAUAAAAAUUAAAAUUAUUGAAUAAUAAAAUUGUAAAUAUCUAUAGUAUACAUUGCGUGUGUAUUUCGCUUAUCA
Molecule: messenger RNA, 979 nt
Organism: Myzus persicae (green peach aphid)
Lineage: Eukaryota; Metazoa; Arthropoda; Insecta; Hemiptera; Aphididae
Product: zinc finger protein 525-like
Exons: 1
Coding region: 54-851 (265 amino acids)
Biological process (GO): regulation of transcription by RNA polymerase II
Cellular component (GO): nucleus
Molecular function (GO): DNA-binding transcription factor activity, RNA polymerase II-specific; RNA polymerase II transcription regulatory region sequence-specific DNA binding
Source: RefSeq, a predicted model, not a curated record